Messenger RNA from Sesamum indicum (sesame), 3088 nucleotides. RefSeq names its product G-type lectin S-receptor-like serine/threonine-protein kinase At4g27290. Lineage: Eukaryota; Viridiplantae; Streptophyta; Magnoliopsida; Lamiales; Pedaliaceae. Gene Ontology annotation, biological process: protein phosphorylation; recognition of pollen. The record is from RefSeq and is a predicted model, not a curated record. Gene Ontology annotation, molecular function: protein serine/threonine kinase activity; ATP binding.
AGACCGGAGCCAGCCAGUUGUUCUUGGAAAUUUUGUUUGACGAAACUCAGAAGAAGAACCCUGCUGCCCACACAGAACAUAUAUUUCAAUCACGAGAAUUGACUUCACUGGAUCAAACUUAGGGUUCAUUGACAUUGUCUGGCUGCUACAAUUUGUCCUGAUUCGUUUGAAGAUCAUAUUUUCGUUUACAAAAAUCACUGCCCGCCAUCUCAGGACUGGUAAACCUUGGAAUAACGACGACUUUACGUGCAAAUCAUUUGAUAUUAAAUUAACUUCAUUCCAGAGAGAGUAUGAAGACAACUUUUCACAUGGACUCAUCCUGGAAAUGUUUCUUUUCACUCCUUAUAAUCUUCCCCCUGAUUUUGCAACUGAUAUCUGCUGCGUCGGAUACCAUAAAUGCAACUCGAAGCAUUAGGGAUGGGGAGACCUUGGUGUCAUCUGGAGGAAGGUUCGAACUGGGAUUCUUCAGCCCUGGAAAUUCCAGCAAUCGCUACCUGGGGCUGUGGUUCAAGAAUCUUACAGUAACAACAAUUGUUUGGGUGGCGAACAGAGAAGUUCCGCUCACAAACAGAAGAGGGAUCUUGCGGGUUGUUGAGCCAGGGCUCCUGGUUCUGCUCAAUGAUACCGACGGCGUAGUAUGGUCGUCUAACACGUCCAGGGCUGUUCAGAAUCCGGUAGCGCAGUUGCUGGAUGAUGGGAAUAUAGUCGUGAGAGAUGUCGAUGAUGAAUCCCCAGAGAAUUUACUCUGGCAGAGUUUCGAUCAUCCUACUGAUACUUACUUACCAGGUAUGAAAUUUGGAAGGAAUUUGGUGACAGGCCUGGAAACUUACUAUUUGUCCUGGAGAACCAGCGAUGAUCCUGCUCCGGGGGAGUUCAGUUUUCACUUGGAUCCCACUGGAUAUCCACAAAUACUCCUCAAAAAGAGUGCAGACGUGGUGUAUAGAAUCGGGCCCUGGAAUGGAAUACGCUUCAGUGGGACGCCCAAUGCGAGGGAAGAUCCCACGUACAGGCUAUUGUUUGUGAUGAAUGAAACUGAGGUAACUUACCGGGAAGAUACGAUUGAUAGGUCAGUUGUUUCCAGGUUUACCGUAAAUCCAAAUGGAGUUGCACAGAGAUUGACGUGGGUUGAUCGAACUCAGGGGUGGGCGACGUAUAUGAAUAUGCCGGCAGAUAUAUGCGACACAUACAAGCUAUGUGGUGCGUAUGGCAGGUGCAAUAUCGCUAAUUCUCCGUCUUGUGGAUGUUUGGAAAGAUUUGUGCCUAAAGAUCCACAGGCUUGGGUUGGAGCAGAUUGGUCCAAUGGAUGUAUAAGGAGGGCUAAUUUGAGUUGCCAAGGAGAUAUCUUUUUGAGGUAUUCUGGAAUUAAAUUGCCAGACUCGAGAAAUUCAUGGUAUAAUAAGAGCAUGACGCUUGACGAAUGCAGAACCCACUGCUCCAGGAAUUGCUCCUGCACGGCUUACACACAGUUAAACAUGAGCAGCGGAAGUGGAUGCCUGUUUUGGCUUGGCGACUUAGUUGAUAUCAGAAGCCUGUCUCCAGAUGGACAAGAUAUUUACAUCAGAAUGGCUUCCUCUGAGUCAGACUCUAAAGGAAAGAAUAGGGUGGUUCUCAUAGCGAGCUUGGCGUCAGCAGUGGGAGUAAUACUUAUAGGCCUGAGCCUCUUCCUCUGCAUUCUAAAGAGGACAAACAAUCAGAAGCAGAAAAAAGAAGUACAAUAUAGUCCUCAUGACAAAGACUCUGAGCUACCAUUGUUCAAUUUAUCUGUUAUUACAAAAGCUACUAAUAACUUUUCAAUGAACAAUAAGCUUGGAGAAGGUGGAUUUGGACCUGUUUAUAAGGGCAUUCUGGAAGAAGGUCAAGAAAUUGCUGUGAAGAGGUUAUCAAAGGACUCCAUGCAAGGACUUGAUGAAUUCAAGAACGAGGUCAUCUUCAUUGCGAAACUUCAACAUCGGAAUCUGGUCAGGCUUCUAGGAUGCUGCAUCCAAGAAGAGGAAACUAUGUUGAUCUAUGAAUACAUGCCUAACAAAAGCCUGGAUGUCAUUUUAUUUGAUCAAACAAGAAGCAAGUUACUCGAUUGGCAAACACGUUUCAAUAUAAUCAACGGAAUUGCUAGGGGACUCUUGUAUCUUCAUCAAGAUUCCCGGUUGAGAAUCAUUCAUCGGGACCUCAAGGCAAGCAACAUAUUGCUGGACAGUGACAUGAACCCAAAGAUAUCAGACUUCGGAAUGGCUAGAAGUUUUGGAGGCAACGAGACUGAAGCUAAGACACGUCGAGUUGUUGGAACGUAUGGCUACAUGUCUCCAGAAUACGCUGUGGAUGGCCUGUUUUCAGUAAAAUCAGAUGUAUUUAGCUUUGGUGUCCUAGUGCUAGAAAUUGUGAGUGGAAGAAGAAACAGAGGAUUUUCCCACAGUGAUCACAAUCUCAACCUUCUUGGACAUGCAUGGACACUUUAUAAAGAAGGGAGACAGCUGGAACUGGUGGACUCGUGUCUUGGAGACUCAUUUUACUUCUCUGAAGUGGUGAGAUCAAUUCAUGUUGGUCUGUUAUGCGUGCAACAAAAUCCAGAAGACAGGCCGACUAUGUCGUCUGUGGUUCUGAUGUUGGGCAAUGAAGGUGUAUUUCCUGAGGCCAAGCAGCCAGGUUUCUUCACUGAAAGAGACGUUCUUGCUGCCCAGAGUGCAACAAGCACGCAUACAGCAAGUUCAGCUAAUGAAGUCACCAUUACAAUGCCAGAGCCCAGAUAGAAAAUCACUCUUUUUUUUUAUGGUUAGACAGGAAACAAACUUGUAUAGCAUAUUGUUCCACCUAUUUACACCCUUGUAUCUAUUUUUGUAGUCGGUAUAGUCGAUGUAGGCCUGACCAUAGUUCUUAAUGGCGUGCCUUGGGGCACAUUGCGCUGGCUCAGCGCCAUUUUUGAGUUGCUUAUGGAGACGCCAUGGCGCACCAUUCUGCCCGUAAUCCAUGGCGCGCCAUAGUGAAGCCGCAGCCCUUUUGGACUGGGGCUUAAAAUUAAAGAAAUAAAAAAUAUCUUGCAAAAUGAGUGAAACUAGAAACGUAGGAUUUGUUUAAUUAUCUUGCAUAUUGUGAA